UAGUGCGCACCAGUCAGUUGUUUUGAAACGGUCGUACAUUACAGUAGUUUUGCUCGUGUGCGGUUAAUUUAAUGUUAUUAAUUUGCUUUGUACCUCGUGUACGGUCGACAUCGUGUUAAAAGCUGAUAUCAGAUAAAUAUUUCUGUAAGGUGUGUGAGAUAAUUAUCAUAAAUCAUCAGUGAGAUUUGUAAGAACGUUUUGGUGAAAAAGUGAUUGUUGUUCGAGCGAUUUAGUUCUACUUGUAAUUCUUUAUUUUUUUUUCUUUUUUUUUUGAUACAUCAAAUUUUUCCAUUUAUCAUUAUUACAAAAGUACAUGAUACCCAGAUUGUUAAGUUACCGAAUUCGUUUCUAAGAAGGAUGUUUGAUCGCGACACAGCGAUACAUCUCAUUGCCGGAGGUGUUGCUGGUACAACAGGAGCCAUAGUGACCUGUCCUCUCGAAGUGGUUAAGACGCGUUUACAAUCAUCUUCGUCUGGUUUUCAACCGCCACCAGUGAAUAAAGAAUUUACGUCCGGUCAUGUCACGUGUAAGAGUUUUCCAACGCCGGAACAAAGGAGGAGAUUGUGUACAGGAGGAUAUCCAAGGUGCUCCUUCCUGGCUCUCUCCCAUUGUGGUGUGUCGACACCAUCGGGUACUGGUCCACAUGCUUAUCCGACUCCCGGUAUUUACCAGUGUAUAAGGUAUAUCAUUAAGAACGAGGGUGUACGUGCCCUUUUCCAGGGUCUUGGUCCAAAUCUCGUUGGUGUAGCACCUUCCAGAGCGAUCUACUUUUGUGCAUAUUCGAAAAGCAAAAUUGCUUUUAAUAAAAUACUACCUCCAGACACUCCGAUAGUCCAUGUAUUUUCGGCAUUUUGCGCUGGUUUCGUGGCGUGCACAUUGACAAAUCCUAUUUGGUUUGUCAAAACCAGACUUCAGCUGGAUCAUCGAACAAACAAAAUCACUGCGGUAGAAUGUAUGCGGAGGAUAUAUCGACAGUCGGGUGUACGAGGAUUUUAUAAGGGUAUUAUGGCGUCCUACGUAGGUAUAAGUGAGACUGUGAUACACUUUGUGAUUUACGAAGCUGUAAAGGCAUGGCUUGUGGCGACAAGGACGAGAGUUUCUUCAAGGGAGGACGACAGGAAAACCUUACGUGACUUUAUAGAAUUUAUGGCAGCCGGUUCGUUCUCUAAAACGGUCGCAUCAACGAUCGCUUAUCCUCACGAAGUGGCAAGAACACGUUUGCGCGAGGAAGGUACAAAAUAUCAAACCUUCUUACAAACGUUGAACACCGUAUAUAUGGAGGAAGGAACAAAGGGUUUAUAUCGUGGACUUGGAACUCAUUUAAUAAGGCAGAUCCCAAAUACUGCUAUAAUAAUGGCAACUUACGAAGCCGUAGUCUACAUCCUCACGCGGCACUUCCAUUCGAGUGCUGUAAAUGCAACGAACGCAACGACACAGUUUUAUGCGGAGGCUAAGGCAAAGAGAGAGCUUGCCUAGGAUUUGCUAAAGGCCCCUGAAUAAAGGGCCUUCAUUCUAAAUGCUAAUGCUCGUGCUUUAGAACUUUCAUGCUCGUUUCAUCACGUCCUCAUCAAUAUCAUCAUCAUCAUCAUCAUCAUCAUCAUCAUCAUCAUCAUUAUCAUAAUCAUCGAGGAGAGAUUAAGAGACACCCAUGUGAUAAAAAUGAUGGCGACGUCCCUUGGAGCACAAUCGCGUGAUUUUUUUUAUAUUGAAGGUAUUACCGAAAGAAGACACACCACGGCGUAGAAAGCCUCAGUGCCCUAGAAAGUCUAG
Messenger RNA from Vespa mandarinia (Asian giant hornet), 1770 nucleotides. It is a transcript of the gene Rim2, whose product is annotated as replication in mitochondria 2. Gene Ontology annotation, molecular function: pyrimidine nucleotide transmembrane transporter activity. Lineage: Eukaryota; Metazoa; Arthropoda; Insecta; Hymenoptera; Vespidae. Gene Ontology annotation, biological process: pyrimidine nucleotide import into mitochondrion. The record is from RefSeq and is a predicted model, not a curated record. Gene Ontology annotation, cellular component: mitochondrion.